This is a messenger RNA of Salvia miltiorrhiza (redroot sage), 2224 nucleotides long. RefSeq names its product integrin-linked protein kinase 1-like. Lineage: Eukaryota; Viridiplantae; Streptophyta; Magnoliopsida; Lamiales; Lamiaceae. The record is from RefSeq and is a predicted model, not a curated record. The coding region runs from base 592 to 1905 and encodes 437 amino acids. Gene Ontology annotation, biological process: protein phosphorylation. The transcript is spliced from 12 exons. Gene Ontology annotation, molecular function: protein binding; ATP binding; protein kinase activity.
UAACCGUUUCACACGCUUUUCCCAGCGCGUGAAGCCACUCGCCUCUCCCAGUUCAAACUUGUCAGUUGUCAACCCCUUUUACCUGUUCAGCCAACUAUCUCCCCGCUGUCUUCUGCACACAGUAGAGCGUGUGUCUAUAUAUAUAGAGAGAGAAAUGCACAUUUCUUCUCCGUGUUGAGUUCUUGCAAAGCUUUUUCCCCCUUUUCCUGGCGAAGUUUCGUUUGCUGCAUAAGUUUUUAGAGCUCGUGGGUUUCACGCGAUUUUCAUCUUUUGAGCUCUCUCAAAAAAGUGUUGAGCGUUUAAAUAGGUUGUGGUUGAUUUUUGCUUAUUUGAUUUUAGGCUAUAAAGUCUGAUUCUUUUACGUAAUUUGGGGGUUUUGAACUUCUAUUUCUUUUUCAUUCUUGUUAGCUGUAGACGUGGGUUCCAUUUUGAAAAUUCAUAAGCUUGUCGUGUAAAGUCGAAAAAACACGUGAUCUCUUGCAGCCAUGAGUUCUUGAAUCGUGAUUUGCAGAGGUUGCUUACAGAAUUCUUGCAUAAGAUAUUCAAUUUAGAAUUUCUUCAAAUCUUGUGAGAGUUGGAUUAAGUUUUGCAAUGGAGUCUGAAACAACCCCCGCGAAGUUCACUCUGUGGAAGCAAUCGUCGAUGGCUCCGGAGAAGGAGUACGAGGAGCUUGAUGAUCUGGAGGAGCAGGAAGAGAAUGAUGUGAUUGACAUUGAUCCAGGGUUGAAGCUUAUGUAUUUAGUGAAUGGGGGCGAUUUGGAUGGCAUUAAGGAGCUCUUGGAGUCCGGCGUGGAUGUUAAUUUCCGCGAUAUUGAUCACCGGACUGCACUUCAUGUUGCUGCUUGCCAGGGCUACGAUGAUGUUGCUCAGCUGCUACUUGAAAAUGGGGCUAAGGCGGAUUCGUGUGAUCGGUGGGGAAGCAUGCCGCUCGCAGAUGCCAUACAUUAUAAAAAUCAUGGUGUAAUCAAACUAUUGGAGAAGCAUGGUGCGAAGGAUCUUAUGGCUCCCAUGCAUGUUGAAAAUGCUCGUGAGGUGCCCGAAUAUGAGAUUGAUCCCAGUGAACUUGAUUUCAAUGGCAGUGUUCAAAUAACAAAGGGAACCUAUAGAAUAGCUUUAUGGCGUGGAACAAAAGUUGCAGUGAAAACUUUUUGGGAAGGAAUUGCUGAUGAGGACAAAGUCACGGCUUUUAGGGAUGAGCUUGCAUUGCUUCAGAAAAUCAGACAUCCGAAUGUUGUACAAUUUCUUGGCGCUGUAACACAGAGUAGUCCGAUGAUGAUUGUGACAGAAUACUUACCUAAGGGUGACCUCCACGAAUAUCUGAAGAAAAAAGGUUCGCUUAAACCUGCAACGGCUCUCAGAUUUGCAAUGGAUAUUGCCAGGGGAAUGAACUAUCUACAUGAAAAUAAAUCCGGAGCAAUUGUUCACCGUGACCUUGAACCUUCGAACAUCUUGUUGGACGACUCUGGGCACCUAAAGGUUGCCGACUUUGGAGUUAGCAAGCUUCUUAAACUUGCCAACAGAAUCAAAGAAGACGCACCUCUUUCUUGUCACGAUUCUUCUUGUCGUUAUGUAGCUCCAGAGGUCUUCAGAAAUGAAGAGUAUGACACGAAAGUAGAUGUAUUCUCGUUUGCAUUAAUUUUACAAGAGAUGAUUGAAGGAAAUCCGCCAUUCUGUUCAAAGCAAGACCACGAAGUUCCCAAAUAUUAUUGCGAAAAAGAACGCCCUCCUUUCAAAGCCUCAUCCAAGUUUUAUGGCCACGGAUUGAAACAUUUGAUCGAGGAAUGCUGGAGCGACAAUCCAGCUGAUAGACCGACGUUUAAGCAAAUCAUUCCCCGACUGGAUGCCAUCUACAACAGAUUUGGCCACAGAAGGAGAUGGAAGUUGUUGGAUUUAAUACACAGGUGAUGAGGCCAUUGAAAUGCUUCCAGAGUUCAGAUUGGAUGAGAGACGGUUCGAGCCGAACGCAUUCGACUCGGUCGUCGUGAAACUGCAGCAGCGUUUGAUAUGCAGUUGAAUUUGAUGUUUGAAGAUAAACUCAUGUUGUUGUUGCUUAUAGUGAAAGUGAAUACUCUGCUGUUUAUUGUAAGUGCCCACGUUGUAUUAGAGAAAGACGUUAGAAUGAGUUGAUCUCAGCUUUCAUGUGAUUCUUUUUAAAUUAGUGGUAAAUGUGAUGUUACAAGAAUAUUGUCCAUGUAUACAUAAAUUUACCCUCUCUCUGACGAAA